CGCACAUGAACAGGCGAUAAUAACUUACAGACCAAAAUGAAGACACUGGUGAUUCUCUCACUGGGCCUAGCAGUGGCUCUAGGACUGCCCGUGUUAGUUCCUGAUGUAGUACAAAAACCUGUUUUGACUGAGGAAGAAAAGAGCCCUUUGCUGGGAGAUUCGGUUCCCGUGCAGGGUCAUGUCGUGGUGGAGGAUCCUGCACCACAGGUCAGACUAGGCUCCAUAGAGCAGCAGGAAAAAGUAGCACCAGACACAGACCAAAGUCCUCUGAAUGUCCAGGUCAAAAAAGAUAGCAUUUUGGAACAAGAGGUUGAAGUAAAGCCAGAAGACAAGGUGGAUUCAGAGCUCAAAACAGAGGAAGAAGUUAAGGUGGAGGGAGACGUUAAGGUAGAUCCAAAAGCUAAAGCAGAUACAGAAGUACACCUGAAUCCAGAAGUUAUGGCAGAGCUAGAGGUUAAAGUAAAGCCAGAAGACAAGGUGGAUUCAGAGCUCAAAACAGAGGAAGAAGUUAAGAUGGAGGGAGACGUUAAGGUAGAUCCAAAGGCUAAAGCAGAUACAGAAGUACACAUGAAUCCAGAGGACAUGGCAGAGCUAGAGGUUAAACUAAAGCCAGAAGACAAGAUGGAUCCAGAGCUCAACGUAGACCAAGAUUUAAAGGUGGAAUCAGAGGUUAAGGUGGAACCAGAUGUUCAGUGGGAGCCUGAAGUAAAGCCGCAAGAGGUUCAAGAGGAGAUUCAGAUGGAGAUGAACCAUGACGAGGAGACUGAAACCGGUCUGGAGAUUGAAGAAAGGCACAUUGACAUGGAGGGAAGAAACGAAAUGGAUGACGACAACAUGUUUGAAGAGCAGCUGAGCGAUACAGAGCAAGGGCUUAUGGGUAGGAGCAAUAAUGUUUUAGAUGAAAAACCAAUCAUGGAACUCGAACCCGAGAUGAGAGAAGAGCACUUUCUGGAUCAACAGGUCAUGCCAGGUUCUGCUAUAAUGGAUGAAGGGCCAGCGUUGGACAUAAUGGGGCAGCAGAUUCAACCUUUAGGGCACUAUUUCCCAAAUGAAGAGGCUGUGAUGGGGAUGGAGCUUGCAAAACAGCGUAACUCGGACUAUCUGAUGAUGGAGGGAGCAGGGAAUGAGUUUGUCAGGGAGGAGGAGUCUCCAAUGGAUGGCAUGCCACUGUUUGAGGAGCCAGCAAUGGAAGACAGUCCUCUGUUUGACGAAGGUGUUCAGAAUGGUGUGGUGCCUGAAAGAGAAAAUAGGACUUUGCUGCGGCAGGAAAUUGGAAACCCUGUAGAGAGAAGAUCAGCAAAAGCCACAAGGCAGUGCUCUUGUCCUGGUGUGGUACUGGAGAGGAAGUGUUACCAGUUCUUCAGAGGACCAAAGAGGGCUUCAGAUGCUGAGUACUUCUGCCAGACACUUUCCCCUGGUGGCCACCUGGCCUCCAUCACAAGUCAAUACAUCCACAGAGAGGUGAUGAACCUGAUGUGGCGGCAAAACGGAGCAUACACACGCUCCUGGAUUGGAGGACUACGAUAUUUGGAGACUGGUCGCUUUAUCUGGUUGGAUGGAUCCCCCUGGAGCUAUGCUGAUUGGCUGUCAGGGGAGCCCAAUGACACAGCAAACGUGGAGGAUUGUCUGGAAGUGCUGUCAUUUGGAAAUGGGAAGUUCAAUGACUUCACAUGCUGGGAACCUCAAGCAUUCAUCUGCUCCUUCCCUUAUUAGUGAAUAUACAGUGUGCUCCUUUCCAAUCUGCUUCUUUGUCUGAUUUGAUGUUGGAUGCAGAGUUUGUUGCUUUUUUCUUUUGUUGUACGGUAAAUAAUAUCUUGAAAAGCAAAUGGAACGACACCACACAAUGUCUUAAAAAUCAGAACUCCUAAGCAUAUUGUACAUCAUAUUUAGUUAUGGUGUUCUUUGUUUUAUAUAAUAAGAUAAUAUUUUGUAAAUAAAA
Messenger RNA from Thunnus maccoyii (southern bluefin tuna), 1939 nucleotides. RefSeq lists its product as uncharacterized. The record is from RefSeq and is a predicted model, not a curated record. The coding region runs from base 37 to 1713 and encodes 558 amino acids. The transcript has 7 exons. Gene Ontology annotation, molecular function: signaling receptor activity. NCBI's taxonomy places the organism in Eukaryota, Metazoa, Chordata, Actinopteri, Scombriformes, Scombridae.